Messenger RNA from Schistosoma turkestanicum, 4053 nucleotides. The record is from the annotation of a GenBank genome assembly. NCBI's taxonomy places the organism in Eukaryota, Metazoa, Platyhelminthes, Trematoda, Strigeidida, Schistosomatidae.
GGAAACCGCCUCAAUUAGAGUGUGCGUUACGUCAUGCAGAAGAGUUCGCAAAAUACCGGAGAACAGCAAUCUUCGGCUGAAUUCUUCUCACAUGAUGGGAUUUUUUCACUGGAAACAGCAAAGUGGUUCAGGAUAGUGAAUUCACUGACAAAUCUGCAAGUUUGUAACAAUUACUUGGUUGGUGCUACUUCAAAAAAUACUCUUAUAAGAACACCUACUAUUCCUCCUUAUAAUAUAACUGAAAUUGAAAUAAGCCGCCUAUCAGAUGAUCGAGUUCAUAAUAUCUUUCUUGAUCCUAUGGGUUGGCAUACUGUAAUUAGUAUGCAAUCGGGUAUAAAUUUCUACGUCAAUAAAGGCAUGAAAAAGGUUCGACCUUUAAAUAAAACCAAAGAUCAUUUAUUUGACUCUAUAGCAUGGAAUCAACAUAAUGUGAAUGAAUUUUGUACACAAGAAAUUCUGAUCGGUACUAAUGAUGGAUUAAUAUUUGAAACUAUGCUUAUAUUUAAUGAAGAUAGCUUUUUUAGUUCAAGUAAUAUUGAACAAUAUUGGAUUCAAAUUAUGAAUUUAGGUCAUAGUGUAACUGGUAUUGAAAUAAUACGUUUUCCUAUUGGUUCACCAAAUGUAUUAGUUGGUGAACCACAACGUUGUGUUAUCUUGGCUACAACACCAUGUCGUAUGUAUCAAUUUGCUGGUUGGAUUAAUACAAAUAAUGCUACUACUAAUAGUAGUAUUAAUACUAUUACUACUACAAUUACAGCAACUAGUUCAAUAUUAUCUCAUUUUACAUCAACUACUGGUAUUAGUGGUGGUACAAGUGGUACUAGUGGUAGUGGUACUAGUAGUCAUAAAUCAAGUCUAGUCAAUGAUUAUCAACCAUCACAAGCACAACCGCAAGCACAACAACAACAGCAACAGUCAUCUAUUGGAACACAAAAUACAACUCUAUUUCCUAAUUUGACUGGACUUUUUUAUAGUGUAUUCAAUUCAGAUGAUAAACAACUACCUGUAGGUUCUAAAGUUACUGAAUUCCCUGGAAGUUUUGGUUAUAGUGAUUUAAAACUUUAUCGUAAUGUAAAAGAUGAACUUCCAAGUAAAUUUGCAUGGAUGACAGGUCCAGGUAUUUAUUUUGGUUAUAUUCGUACAGAACAGUUAAGUAUGCCACCGUUUACAAAACUUUCCACGAAUUAUGAUCAUCAACAAUCAAUCGAUAUGAAAUCAUUUUCAAAUGACAUAACUUCCAUCAGCACACCAACUAGUAUGCCUGAUAAUCAUCAUACAAAUCGACAUUAUACAAAUCAACCAAAAGAUAUCUUUUCUGGUCGUGGUGUUAAUUUAACACGUCAUACAAAAUUAAUUCCAUAUCCAAUUAUUCAAAUACUUGAACGACCUGGUAUGCCAUUGAGUAUUUGUUUAACAGAAUUUCACUUGAUCAUAAUUUAUGUGGAUCGUAUUAAAGCUGUGAAUGUUUUAGAUGGACGUGUAGUUUAUUCUAUGCCGUUGAACAAUAUCAUUGGUUAUGAACGUGCUUUGGGCAUGUCACGUGAUCCAUUGUCCAAUCAGAUUUGGAUAUUUAGUAAUAAUCAUUUGGCACAAUUAAAUAUGAGCAAUGAAUUAUGUAGAAUAUGGCAAAUUUAUAUGGAUCGUUUACAAUUUAAUGAAGCACGUCAAUUUUGUCAGGAUCCCAGUCAAUUGGAUACAAUUAGUAUACGUGAAGCAGAAUAUAAUUUUGAUAAUGGAAAUUAUAUCAAUGCAGCUAAAUUAUUCGCUCGUAGUUCUUUACCAUUUGAACAAAUCGCUUUACGAUUCUGUCGUCUAUCGUCUCUGUCCUCAUCAUCGACAACCACAACAGGGCCAACAAUCGAUUUCGCAUCGAAUUUCAUUCAACAAGGUUAUGAAAUCAAUGAUGAUUAUGAUAUUAUGGAAGCAUUAAUUAAUCAAUCAAAACAAUCAAGUCAUAUGAAGCCACAACAACACAAUUUAUCAUCAUUCCUGUCAACAACAAAAACUAAAACAAAUCUAACAGAAUCAUCAUUUUACAAUGAUAUAACAACAUCCAUUACACCAUUGAAAAUAUUUCUCACAUAUAAAUUGAAUUAUUUGCUAGAACAGAAAAAAACCACCGCAUCAUUGAACACGAAUGAACAUCAAAAACCAUUUGCUGGUCAUAUUAUUCUAUUAGCAAUUUGGUUAAUUGAAUUAUUAUUGACAGAAUUAGGUGGGAUACGUGAUCGUCUUAUAAUGAAGACAAGAAAACAAGUCAGUGGUCGUGAUGAUGGUGAUGCGGAUGAUAAUGUUGAUGAUGAUGGCGGCAGUAUGGUUGGUGAAUUUGUGAUGGUCGCUGAUUGUGAUAAUGCUACUUCUACUGCUGCCGCUGCGGCGGCGGCGGCUGCUGAUAGCGAUGAUGAUGUUAAGAAAACAUUGAAAAAUCGUUUAGCUGUUGUACGACGUGAAUUUCGAGCAAUUAUAACAUUACCUGAAGUAUUGAAUUUUCUACCUGAAUCAAAAUCUUUAAUCUAUGAUUUAUUAGAUAGUCAUGGUGAAACAGAUGAAUUUAUUUAUUUUAUGGAAUUAAUGCAUGAUUAUUCUCGUUUAAUGUCUUAUUAUAUACGUCAAUCGAUGUAUAGUGAUGCAUUGAAAAUUGUUGUAAUGCAUACGACACCGGAUUGUUUACAACAAUUUUAUGCGAAUGCAUCAUGUUUAGCUAGUCAAUGUCCAGAAGAAUUUCUUAAUGUAUGCCUUCGUUUAAACAAUAAAUUAGAUAGUAAUCGACUUCUUCCUUCAAUUAUGUUAUUAUCACGUAAACAAGCAAUACGUUAUUUAGAAGAUUCAAUUGAAAAAUCUAUUCCUAAUCCAGCUGAAAAUUAUUCACCUAAUCAAAUUGCUCUACAUCAUAUGUUAAUCUCAUUAUAUGCACAUGAAUAUCAUUUAAAUCCUAGUGAUGAGAAUGAUCAUCGUUUCAUGAAUUAUUUAGAUAAAGUUAGUUUACAAGCAAUCAAUAUGAGACGAUUUAAACAUCAACAGAAUUUUCAACACCGUCGACAACAAACAAUUCAUGAUGAUCUGAUUGUUAACGAGGAUGAUGAUGAUGAUGUUGGUGAUCAUUUUGCGCAUGAUUAUCAAGCAUUGAAUAUUGAUUUAUCGGAAUUAUCUUUGGUAAAAAGCAAGAAUGAUGAUGAUGAUGUGAGUUCGACAAGAAAUCUAUUGAACACAUCGAAUAGUUUCAAUGAUCAAUCUACAGAACAAAAUAUUCAGUUAUUGUUACCUUAUGAUCCUGGUUAUGUGCUACGUUUAUGCAAAGAAAUUGGUCAUUUAAAAGGUAUGAUUUAUAUACUACAAUUAUUGGAUAUGCAUCAAGAAGCUUUACAAUUAGCUAUUGAACGGAAUAAUAUUCCGUUAGCUAAAGAAAUUGCUCAAAGUGAUUAUCUAAAUUCUAAUCUUCGUCGUCAAUUAUGGAUUCAAUUAGCUCAACAUAUUAUUAGUACAGAUGGAAAUAUGCAAGAAGCAAUUAAUUUGCUACGUGAAUGUCCUUUAUUAAAAUUAGAAGAUAUUCUGCCAUAUUUUCAUCAAUUUGUUACAAUCGAUCAAUUUAAAGAUGUCAUUUGUUCAUCGUUGGAUUCAUAUAAUGAACGAAUUGAUAAUGUGAAAAAUGAAAUACAACGUACCAUGAAAACAAUUGAUGAAUUACGUACACAAUCAAAUAAUCUACGUUAUAGAUUUGAAAUUAUCGAAAAUGAUUCACGUUGUAUUCAUUGUAAUCAUUUAUUAAUUUUACGUACAUUUUAUGUAUUUCCAUGUGGUCAUAAUUUUCAUAUAAAUUGUCUUAUUGAAUUGGUAAAACCAUAUUUAUCAACAGAAGAAAAAUUACAAUUGUCAAAAGUUGUUGAAUCACAAAAUCUUGGAAAAAAUGCAUCUGUCACUAAUCUUGAAGAUAUAUUUGAUGAAAUCAUAGCGAAUGAUUGUAUUCUUUGUGGUCAUAUUGCAAUUGAAAAUGUAUCGAAAUUAUAUUAUGAAAAUCAAGCAAAUUAUGAAAGUGAAUUAUCUAUUUGGCAAUAA